AUGGGUGAUAGUUGGACGCGUCAAGCACAGCUUGACGAAAAGUUGGCUUUGGAGUCCAUUUUUGGAAACGACGCAGUUUUUCCUCGGAUGGCUUGGAAGGUAUGGAAGCCGCUGCAGGUUACGAUACAUCUGGAGCCUCAUCACACUGGAGAGGAGGCAAGUCAAACAUUCGUUUCAUUAGAUCUUCACGCAGAAUGCCCAGAGUCCUAUCCGAAUAGUGUACCUUCAUUGAGUGUGAAGAAUUCCAAAGGUCUCUCACAAGAUGAUAUCAAAGAGCUUCUUGUAGUACUGAAUCGAAGAUGUAAUGAGCUUAUUGGAACUUCAAUGAUUCUCGAUCUGUGCGAUGUCGUCAGUAGUUUUCUAUAUGAAAGAAACAAACCACCUCUCGGAUCUUUCCACGACGUCAUGUUACGACAUAAGGAAAACCGAGAUUCCUUGUUAGAGGAAGAAAAAGCGUGCAGCGAAGCACGAGAAAAGGAAGCAGUAGCGGAGGAACUAGAAAGACAACAACUCGAAGCUGAGUGGAGAUCAGAAGUCUUGCAGACUGAAAGUGCAGAUGAGAAAGAUGUCCAGACAAAAUCCACUACGUCUGUAAUUGGUGGACGUGAAAUCACUGCUAGUUCUCUUUCAAUCACCAGACCUCAUCAUACGUUCUGUCGCGAAUGGUUUGGUUGCGACCAUGGUCAACUUUUGCUCAUCUCCGAAUAUAAGUUCAAUUCCAGUGGGUGCAAAAAUACACCAACAAAUAUCAAAGAUCCAAAAUACGUCACUCUUAUGAGAAAACUGGAGGAAAUUGACAACUUGCGUCAUUCCAUUUCUAAUCUACUAAAAGAUGAGCAAACACUGUUACCGUAUCAUUUCGUGGCUAUGGAUAAAGUUUCUUUGUCCCCAAAAUUCUUCAAUGUCACAGUGUAUGUGGCGCAGAAGGUCGAAGACGACGAAAAGUGUUUUAUAGAGUGUGCUGAUAGUAUUCGUAAGGAGAAUUUUUUGCGACGACUUUCUACCAGUGCUGUCUGUGCGUUGCGUUGCCUUCAUGAUCAUAAAUUGGCGCAUGGAUGUGUUGAUAUUCACUCACUUUGGUGUGGCAAAUCGUCAUUACGUUUUUCAGAUUAUUGUCUUAAAAGACGUCUUCUUAGUCUAUGCGAGUACUUCAAGUACUAUACUGGAAACUUGGAGCACUAUAAUCCCGCAGACGAAAAAAGCAAAAGAACCCAUGAUUUGAGAGAUCUUGCUUCUCUUCUCAAGGAAAUAAUGACAAAUAAAGCGUUUGUCGAUGGAGAAGAAUCUCUAGAGGAGCUAAAAAGCUUCAUCUCCACGUGUGAGAGUGCGCAAAAUAUUGAGGAAUUAAUAAAUCACCAGUAUUUCAAUCAUGGAGGAGCGGUCGUAUUCGAUUCCUACAGCUCUUCUAACUCACAUCAUUUUGCUAUCCAACAAAAGGAUAGUAGGUUAAUGAAAGAUUUCAUCAUACAGAAAUACCUUGGGAAAGGAGCUUUCGGUGAAGUUGUCCAAGCAAGAAACAAGCUUGACUGGUGCGACUAUGCUGUGAAGUGCAUUACACUAGACCCAAUGGAUGAUCCACUAACAAGAAGAAUUACCCGUGAAGCGAAGCUAUUUUCAAAGUUGAAUCAUCCCAAUGUGGUUCGGUACUUCAACGCAUGGAUCGAGACUGUCACAACAGCUCAUACGAAAAGAUCCACAUUUUCUCCUGCUAAGAGUUCUAUUUUUUCGGCCGAACGCAUCAAGAAAUUUGAAGUGGAGGACGAUUCGCUUCUGGCAACACGUCUUAGAAAUCUAGAGGUCGCUGCAGGUGGACUACUGGUGGAUGCAAAUGAGUGGACUGCGAGCUGCAGAGGACCGGAACCACCUUCGUCCUCAGACGACAGUAGUGAUGGUGAAUCCUGUGACUCAAAUCGUUUCGCUCCUCCUACAUAUUCAAAUUCUGACAGUGUCAGUGUUCUAUUCGAAAAUGAAAAGAUUUCUGGAGGAUCCUCGAGCAGUUCUGCGAUAAAGCCUGCUGAUUCAAGUCCUGACAAGGAAGAAUCACCGCCAAUGCCAAGUGCGCUUUCAAGUACUGAUAGGCGUGCAUCCGGAUUUCCUUUGCGCGUACUGUACAUUCAAAUGGAAUACUGCGACGGUGGGACUUUGAGAGAUUGGAUAGAAGACGGUGACCUUCGCGGAAACCCGCGUUUAAUAUGGAGACUUUUUGCUGAAAUACUAACUGGAUUAGACUAUAUCCACCGUCAAGGAAUGAUCCAUCGUGACAUCAAGCCGAUGAAUAUUCUCUUAGACAGUGAAGGACACAUCAAAAUCGGGGACUUCGGAUUGGCGACCAGAGAUCUUUUCCUCAAGAAAACACAGACAACGGCGUGUGUAUCUGCUUCCGUAGGCAUAGAACAAGCUCUACUAACAAAAGAUAUUGGGACUGAGAUGUAUAUGGCGCCUGAAUUGAGUGAUAUCAAAAAUUCUGAACCAUAUACCGCUAAAAUCGACGUUUACAGUACUGGAAUUGUUCUCUUUGAGAUGUGUAAUCCUCCGUUUUCUACGAAAAUGGGACGCCAGCGUAUUAUUGCUGACCUAAAAAAAUCAAUGAUUUUCCCUGAAAAUUUCGGAGAAGGUUUUAGUGCAGUACAGGCAAAACACGUACGUCAUCUCAUCGAAUGGAUGUUGAAACCAGACCCAACUGAAAGGCCGACUGCCGAACAGUUAUUACGGGACGAUCAUGUCCCUCUCGUGGAUAUCGAGGACAAGCAGUUUAAGAAAAUAUUCACGCAAGCGCAAAAAACUCGAAAUCGGCUCUAUCACUGGAUGGUUAAUGCACUUGGGAAAGAGGUGCUACCCGCAGCGCGAGCUUACUGUUACGAUCAGGGCAUCUGUAAGGAGAAAUUUACAUGCUCUCGGGACAUAUACGUCGCUCGUUUGAUGGACGAGCUCGCUUCCAUUCUACGGAUGCACGCAUUUGUCCCACUGAACACGCACCUUCUUGUCCCACAAUCGAAGAUCGCACUAGACUCAUGCAAAUCAAUGUAUUCCAAGCCAGCAGCAAUGGUUGACCCACAUGGUUACGUUACUAUGCUUCCAAUGGAUCUCCGCCAAAAUUUCGUCCGAUUAUGUGCGAGAAACUCUAUUAAUCGGAUCAAACGUUACGUAUUCGAUAGGGUGUAUGCGAACAAGGAUACCAAUGAAGACGUCCAUCCAUCUGAAGAAUGGGAAUGCUCUGUUGAUUGCGUCGGUUUGGCCACUUCUGCGAGCACGCUCUCAGCAGAUCUCCUUACCGUCGUUAGUGAAAUCCCCUACAAAAUUCUACCCGAAUACAAAUGUACUCUAAGCAUUGGGCAUAUGAGUCUGAUAGAGGCGGCUCUCAUCCAUGCAGGCAUCAAAAACGAAAAGAAGGAGAUCGUGCUUGAAUCCAUGCAGUCCCGCGAAUUAAACUUUAUGCCUAUUCCUGUAUCAAAGGUUAUCGAGUCAGUGGGAGAUCUUGUAGGAGAUAGUAAGAGUCGAUGCUUCCUUGCUGCAUUGCCCAAAGCAUUUCCGAUCUCUGUUUUCAAGGAUAAGUGUAAGAGUUUGCUUCACUCUAGAAACAGUAAGGUCAAGGAUGCUGCUAACGUGGCUAUUUCGGAGAUGGAACAAAUUGCGGAAUUGCUCGCUCAUGCUUCUAACGCCAAAAAUAUCGAUAUAGUUUUUGAUGGAACCAUCGUAUAUCGUCCUUCUACAUUUGCUGACGGGAUAGUGUUCGAUUUGUCUUGUACGUUGCCCAGCACAAGGAAACGUGGCACUGUAGAUCUCACAGUCCUCGCAGGAGGGCGCUACGACAGUUUGCUGAAAAAUGAGCUGCAUCCGCAGGAUAUUCGACCUGCCCAUUCUCUGUGCCUUGUCGGACUUUCUAUUUCAUUAAAUGUCUUGGCCGAUAUCAGAAGGAAGUUGUCUAACGAGAGCCCUAUCGUUUGCGAUGCUUUGGUGUGUUCAUACUCAAAACCAUUGCUGGUGGAGAAGUUUGAACUCGCAAAUUUACUUCGUGACUCAGGAGUACGCACAGACAUUAUGCAUGAACCGGUUUCUUCUGUUCCUGAAAUUCUCGAACACUGUGUGCGAAGCAAUAUUGAGAAUCUUCUGGUCGUGUUUGGUCCUAGCGAGGUGCUCGUAAUGAACAAUGCUAUUGAUCACGGGAAGAUGACAUUCACGGCUGCAGUAGACCGUCUAAAGAAGAAAACUGAUGAACCAAUUCACAGGAACCAACUACCGGCAGUUCCUCCCUCACCCGCUACAUUUGCGAACUGCAUCGUUGUUUAUGCAACCGUUGAACGUCCAGCACUUAAUACUAAGAAGAAAAUUGAGAAUCAAAUUCGAGUUGGACUAACAAACACUUUUUCCCAGUUUUCUUCUUCUGAAAAGAUUACUCUAUUAGUAACCUCUCUUCCUGGUGAUCUCAUUAGAUCUGUCGCAACUUCUAUUAAUAAGGGGAUGACUCUAGACGAGCUUAUUCGCGUAUUUGACACAAUCUGUAAAUCAAGCAAGAGGUCCAAGGAAGAUAUGGAGUGUUUGUACGAACAUAUGAAGAAGAUUUUUGCUAUCGAUCGCAAGACAAGGUCAUCGGUUAUUAUCUAUCGCAUGCAGGACGGAUUUUUCAAAGUUAUUAACUAG
This is a messenger RNA of Necator americanus (New World hookworm), 4638 nucleotides long. RefSeq lists its product as uncharacterized. The record is from RefSeq and is a predicted model, not a curated record. The transcript is spliced from 37 exons. Gene Ontology annotation, molecular function: protein binding; ATP binding; eukaryotic translation initiation factor 2alpha kinase activity. Gene Ontology annotation, biological process: regulation of translational initiation by eIF2 alpha phosphorylation; negative regulation of cytoplasmic translational initiation in response to stress; DNA damage checkpoint signaling. Lineage: Eukaryota; Metazoa; Nematoda; Chromadorea; Rhabditida; Ancylostomatidae. Bases 1 to 4638 code for a protein of 1545 amino acids. Gene Ontology annotation, cellular component: cytoplasm; cytosol; nucleus.